GAGAAAUAAUGGUAAGAGAUGAAUGCAACUUAUCACCUAUGUGUGUUGAAAUUCUCACCAAGACUAGAAUUUAGUAUUCAACCAACCUUAAAAUAACCACCGCUUAUUAAUAGGAAUGACAACCCUAUUUUUGAUUGACACCCUUAAGGCUUUUAUUUGACAGGCAGUAAUAAUUCAUUCAAUACUGAUUUUCGAAAACAGGAAGGUACAUCUUUCAGUUCAUAACGAGUACCUUAACUAGCAAACGUUCAUCUGACUGAAAAGUUUAUGUACAUAAAACACGUCACAUUAAUCGCUUAUUUGUCCAAUAUUAAAUGUUAUUGUCUAAUUUAUUACAUCGAUACUCUAAUUUGCGACACGAUGCUUGAAAAAACCCAUGUUGUCUUGACUAACCGUAAUUUAUUCGAGUUUCCAGCAUGAGAAAACCUUCAAAGGUGUCAUAAUAUACUUUUAGAUGCGGUUUUAGACUAUUCCAAAGUAUUUUUUAGAAUUCACCAGUAUAAUUUUGUUGAAUAAGGAGAUAAUAUGAUCAAACAAGGAGGCUUAUAAUCAGUUAUAAUUCUUUCUUAUUUUCUCAGUGUUUGGUUUAAUGAGUAUAGGUCACGUUGCUGUUAAAUGUGUUGAAGAAGCCGAAAUCACUGAUGCUGUAUUCAAUUUGUACUUGAAAUCCAUAUUGGAAAUGGCAUUUUAUGCAUUUCAAACAUUAUUUAUACUCAGAUAUCACAGGCUAGUAAUCCUACAGUACAAUGAAGUUAUGGGUGCGUGUCUUGUUCACUUACUCACUACAAAUUUAUGUAUAUGGGCUGAUAUAUCUGUUGGAAAAAUUGAUAAAACUCUGUGGUAUGGCAAUCAGAAAAAAACUAGUGAAUAUGUAUUCAAUUAUACUCAUGAACAUGGAAAUGAAUUUCAUAAUGAUUAUUUAAAAUCAGUCACUGGAAAUGAAAUGCAUAAUCGAACACAUUUUUAUAAUUUAGUUGAUAUUUCUUUUUAUCUUCUACCAACUGUUAGUGAAUAUUGUUUAUUGGCUGCAGCAUUAUUAUAUGAAAUUAUAAUGAGAAUUGGUCAACCAACAUUUAUUGAAAUAGAACGACCACAUGAUUUAAAAAAAGAUCAUAAAGUACUUCGAGAUUGCCGAGGUUGGAGUACAAGUUCUGGAGCAUGGUUUGGUAUAAUUACAGUACUUAUAAUUAUUGCAUUAACAACAUUAACAGUCUCUGCACCGAAUCAUAUUAAUUUAAAACAAAAUCUAUGGAAAUGUAUUGUUGUUUUAGCUGAAGAAGCUGUAUUAAGCCUUUUUGGAAUAUUCUUUGUAAUAAUGGCUUUUUAUCAAACAAGACGUUUAAAAUUUAGUAUUGCUACAAGACAAAGUCGUGUUGAUGAAUUCCUAUUAUACACUGCUUUCUUUUUUGCUGCAAAUUACACCAUAACAACAAUUAUAUUAGCUGCUGAUUUAGAAGCAAAAGGAAAUAGCAUAUCUAACACGAGUGGUAGUGAAAAACAUCUAUUGAUUGGCCGUUGUUUGGUGAAUGCAUUUGAAUUUAUUCAAAUGGUUUUGCAAACAUACUUUGUGCAGGACAGUUUUUAUCGAUGUAGCGAUCGAAUCGAACAACAAAUUGUCAAGCCUGGAAGGCAAUCAAUUGUUGCAUUGUUGGGAAUAAAUUUAGCCUUGUGGAUUCAAAAGAGUUUUCAGCUUAAAAAUGCCGACAUCCUAUUUAUGCUGGAAACAAAUCGUGGCACAUAUGGUUGGAUAUUAUUUGUUGUCACAAUGCCAAUCAGUUUGUUUUAUCGAUAUCAUUGUACAGUGUGCUUAUCACAAUGUUUCAACAAAUUAUAUGAAGAUGAGACACAUCGAUUUGAAGAAAUGUGGCGUCACCAAGUCGAUCCAUUUACUGAUAUUCUUGUUCGAUCAACCGAUUCUCUAUGUGACUAUGAACAAACUAAGACAUCUCUCAAACCCACCAGCGAAGUUCAAAUCACCAUUGAAAAUGAUGACAGGCAAAAUAGAAAACUAGCAGUUUUUUCAAAAACAAAACCCUGGCGAACAUUUGAUUUAACAGAUGAAACUGAGAAUAAUAGUAAAACAGUCUCACUGGGUCAAAACCACCAUGUUCAUAAUAAAUUGCAAGUAAAUAGAAGUGAUUAUGAUGAAAACAUCGCGAUGGGUAACUCAGUUUGCGAUGAUGAACAUUAUUUAUCAGCAAGUAAACAAUUGUCCAGCCUACAAACACAUACAGAAGUUUUCAAUCAAGAUGAUCUCCAAUGUGACAGUAAUGUGUCAGUACAUAAUGAUGAGGAAGAAUUACCCAAACCAAAUAAGCCUACUGAAAUUUAUCUGUCAGACACCACUGCAGCAAUUACACCGAAAAAUGAGGAGCAUUUAACUUCAGCACGAAACAGUUACACUUGUUUAGCGAAUCGUAGGUAUUCUUUAGUAAUAUUACCUUCUUGUCACUACUCAAAUAAGAACGAGGAGCUUAACGCAGUGACUAUCGAUAGCAAGACAUUUGACAAAAAUCUUCAGGAACACUUGACUGGAGCAAGACAAACUCCUGAGCGCAGGCAGGUUAGACGUCGUAGGACAUUGAAAAAUCUUGAAACUGCCAAACAUAGAGUCCUUGCGGCAGAACUGGCUCACCGGAUGGUUAUUGAACGAACCAGUGGAGCAUCUCCAACUGCAUACUCUGCCGAUACUAACAUACUCAACCUUGAAAGUAACAACCAAUCUUCUCCUGAAAUCAAAUCUAGUAAGCCUCUGGAUGCAUCUGAAAAUUCUCCUAAACUAGCAAGCGUUCAUAGUUCAACACGAGAAUUUCGCAUAGCUAAAGCAGUCACUGAGACAGCAGCAAUCACAAUUGCUCCAGUUGAGUCAAAAAUUGCUGCUAACAUACCACUGAUCACGUUCAAUCAAUAUCCAAAUACACUGAGUAAACAAAACGAUACUAGCCAUAAAAGUUAUUUAUCAGUGUUGCAUUUUCAUCAUAGACGAAGUGCUGCUAAUAUAAAUCGUGUUAUGGAUGAACUAAAAACUGAUGAAUUUCAAAAGCGUUUACAGAAAAGGAGUUCAUUCAAAGAAGGAAAUUGGUCAUCGAAAAUUGGAUUUCAUAAAUCUUCCAAAAAUCACUUUACUAAAUCUUCAUCACCUGAAUCUAAUCCUGCUCAAAUAUAUUCACAACCUGAUCAUAGUGUAGCUGAUGAAAAGUCUAAGACUAGUUCAACAAAUCUAAUCUCUGAUGAAACAAAUGAUAAUAAUUCAAUCAAUCUAAAUAUAAGUUCAUAUCUUGACGAACCUAGCUGUGACCCAAAACUAACUAAAGGUGAAUAGUAACUUAUUUUUACUUUACUCUACCGUUUAUUUUUUGUUUUUCUUUCUUUCUUUCAUUGUCUAUUAAACUCAUCAUUUUUAAUCAGUACAUUAGAACACUAUUACUUUUCAUUCAUUAUGUUUAUUCUUACGAAAAGAUCCAGAGGAAACUCAGGUAUUUUUAAUUAUACAUAUAUUGGAUAGUAGAAGUUAUUGAUUAGUGUAUAUCAUAUCCAUCUCUAUAUUACUCUAAUCCAUAUCAUUGUACAAAUAUGCAUAUAUUUAACGAAAAACAAAAUUUUUUUUUCCAAAUUUAUUUUAUUCACUACUUUUUUUUCCUCUGGUAUAAUAAAAUACGAAAAUACAUAAUACUAUACUUGAU
Molecule: messenger RNA, 3683 nt
Organism: Schistosoma turkestanicum
Lineage: Eukaryota; Metazoa; Platyhelminthes; Trematoda; Strigeidida; Schistosomatidae
Source: the annotation of a GenBank genome assembly